This is a messenger RNA of Myodes glareolus (Bank vole), 1159 nucleotides long. NCBI's taxonomy places the organism in Eukaryota, Metazoa, Chordata, Mammalia, Rodentia, Cricetidae. The record is from RefSeq and is a predicted model, not a curated record.
CCUGCAGGUACCACCUCCAGCCUAGGUCUCCGCAGUGUCUCAGACGCCGGCAACUCAACCCGCCCGCCCCUCUCCAGCCAUGGAACCUCACAGCAAGUGUGGCUGCGACUUCUGCACUAACUUCGGCAACUCCGGAGGACCAGUGAAGGAGGAAACAUUUCAAGAUUCACAGCCUAGCUUAAGUUCAACAAUUUUGGCGGGCGCAGACUACGGGGGAAAUAGAGAAUUCGAUACAAGUUCCUACUCCAGUUUUGGAGCUGGCCAGAAGGAGGAAGACUUCUGCCGCGACCUGGACUCUCAGAACAUCUUUGCCUCGACGUUUCUGGAAGAAACAAACUACCAGGAAAACGAGGGACUCAAACCCGCUAGUGAAGAACCAACCCUCCCUUUUGAAGAAACACCGCCAGCCUGGGAGGGGUUCGAAGCCCUUGAGUUUCAAGGCGGCUUCCUGGAGGCCAACUCUCAGCCGGAGGAGAAGGCUGCCGCCCCCGAGCCGCAGCCCCAGCUGCAACCCUUGCCGCUGACCCCGCUGAAGACCCCGAUGCAACGCCGUCGCUACCGCAUCUCCUUCACUCAGCUUCAACUGCGGGAGCUGGAGGCCUCCUUCCAGCGUGUCCAGUACCCCGACGUGUUUGCUCGAAUGGAACUUGCCCAACGCCUGGGUUUGCCUGAGUCCAGAGUGCAGAUUUGGUUCCAGAACAGAAGGACCAAGUGGAGACAACUUCAGCGGGCACAUUUAUGCAGGAGCAUGUUUCCGGUUGCCAUGAGUCCCCCUGUGGGUCUAUACAUUGAUGAUCAUUAUGGUCCUAUCCCUAUUGUGGAGGUUAUUUGGAAGUAUCAACCUGUGGCGCCCCAGCCAAUCCAUCCUCAAAUGCUGCCUCUCCCACCCCUGGUUCCUCCACCAUUCAUGCCACCUAGGGCACCUAGGGCACCUAGGGCACCCCAUCCACCUCCAUUUCCCUGGCCAAAUGUGCCACCUAAUGCUCAAAUGCCCAAUGCAGGUAUGGGAUAUGGGCCCAACCCCAAUGGCCAGUUCUAAGGUCCUGAAAACUGAAGUCUACAUCAGUUUUCCUGAAGUGUUUCCAAUAAGAUUCAUUCUGUUUAUAGACAUUGUUAAAAGUUACUUAUCAAAUACCUGUUAAAUGAAAUUGUGUGCAAA